Zingiber officinale is the source of this 1587-nucleotide messenger RNA. RefSeq names its product phosphatidylinositol 4-kinase gamma 7-like. The transcript has a single exon. The record is from RefSeq and is a predicted model, not a curated record. The coding region runs from base 1 to 1587 and encodes 528 amino acids. Lineage: Eukaryota; Viridiplantae; Streptophyta; Magnoliopsida; Zingiberales; Zingiberaceae.
AUGCGUAUGCCUGGCCUUGAAUCGGACCAGCAAGACCAAACCGUGAAGAGAAAACCUCAAAUCGACCUCAAGACCUCAAGCUCUGUAGGUGAUCAUUUGCCUCUCCUGCAGAAUUCAUGGCGCAGGGGUUUAACUACUAAACCCUUCCGCCUGACCUUACCGGAUCUCCUGCAAAACAACUCAACCUGGCCGAUUGAGAUAUUGGUCUGUGCGGACAACGACGACGCUAGAGUGAAAGAGCUGGUCAAGGAUGUGGCGAAAGGUAUGAAAAACGGCGCAACGCCCACACCUGUGGAAAGAGGGAGUGGAGGUGUCUACGUCUGCAGGAAUAAGUCCGGUGAUAGGGUUGCAGUUUUGAAGCCAGCUGAUGAGGAGCCAUUUGCACCCAACAACCCAAAAGGUUUUGUUGGGAAAACCAUCGGCCAGCCAGGUAUCAGAAACUCUGUGCGCAUCGGCGAGAUGAACUUCAGGGAGGUCGCUGCUUACCUUUUGGAUCACGAAAACUUCGCAAAUGUUCCUCCGACGGCGCUUGUGAAGAUCAUACACUCGGCGUUUCGUGUCAAUGAUGGCAGGAAACCAAAACUUCUCAGCAAGAUUGCUUCGCUCCAGCAGUUCAUUCCCCACGAUUUCGAUGCCAGCGAGUAUGGAUCGUCCACCUUUCCCGUUGCGGCGGUACACAGAAUUGGGAUACUCGACGUCAGGAUCUUCAACACAGACAGGCAUGCUGGAAAUUUGCUGGUGAGGAAGGUCGAGGAUGGGGUUGGCAGGUUUGGAGAAAGAACACAACUUAUCCCCAUAGAUCAUGGUCUUUCCUUGCCAGAGGGCUUGGAGGAUCCCUAUUUCGAGUGGAUCAACUGGCCACAGUCAUCGAUUCCGUUUUCCGAGGAUGAGUUAGAGUAUAUAUCCGAUCUCGAUCCUGUGAAAGACUGUGAGAUGCUUCGGAGGGAGCUUCCGAUGAUUCGAGAAGCCUGCCUCCGAGUUCUGGUCUUGUGCACGAUUUUCCUCAAGCAAGCAGCAGCUUUUGGGCUCUGCCUAUCUGACAUCGGCGAGAUGAUGAGCAGAGACUUCAGCGUAUUGCAAGAAGGGCUGAUCAGUGAGUUUGAGGGCGUCUGUGUGAAGGCAUGGCGGCAAGCUACUGAUGGAGCGGCGUUUUUUUCUCCAAAAGCCACGGUCCAAGAGUUGGAAGAAGACUUCCAGUUUCACAUGGAAUAUAGUCCAGGUUUGUCAACGUUGGUGGAGGAAAGCCACGAGGAGAAUGAAGAAAGCACCACGGCAGAUGCGAAAGCACUCUUCUCUGAUGAGCAGGAUGACUUCCCAUUGGGUGCCAACUCUUCUGCACCUCCGAAGACCAACUGGUUCCGUGUAAAAAAACAGAGCAAGAAUGCUGUUACUGGAAAGCCAAUCGAUGAGCGCGAGGGGAACAGUGGCACAGAUAUAAGCGAUGUGAGGCUGGCUAACAUGGGUGGAGAAGAAUGGCAGGAUUUCCUCGAGCACUUCCAGGACCUGUUGCCGAUUGCUCUCGAUGCUCGCAAAACUUUGGCUGCUCAAAAGCACAAGCCAAGGCUGGGCACCUCUUGCAAUUUUUGA